Molecule: messenger RNA, 1047 nt
Organism: Bactrocera latifrons
Lineage: Eukaryota; Metazoa; Arthropoda; Insecta; Diptera; Tephritidae
Exons: 2
Coding region: 271-1011 (246 amino acids)
Source: RefSeq, a predicted model, not a curated record
UGACUCAAUUUUUGGAGGUCGGAUACGUGAUGAUGACGAAGAAAAGGCAUCUUGAAGCACAAGGUUUGAACCAAUGAUGAUCUUCGGGUAUAAUUUGUAUGUGGUGUCUUCCAUAUUGUCUAUCAGAGAGGGAAGACCGGACUAUGCUAAUAUAUUUUUGAUUGGUGACGUGGGGAAUGCUCGAAGCGAUCUUCUAACAGCGGAGUGAUACGGUGCAGCCAACAAUUUUAGGUGACUGAAUGAUGCCCAUAUAUUUCAACAGCGUAAUUGAUGACGGAGAGUAUGAGUGCCUUGACAACAUUAAUUAGCAAAGAUGGGCCAAUGAGCGAACGCUUGCAUGCUAGCACGUCUUCUUUUGCCUGUCCUCAAUGUCGCAAACUCAAUCCAAAAUCCCACAAAAUUUAUUUAAAUUUGGAAAAGCCAAAAACUGAGGAGGAUGUAGAACAACUAAAAGCUCAACUUAUGCUGGCGGAAUUAAAGUUGGAGGAAAUGAAUAAAAAUGUUCAAGCAGAGGAGAAAAGUUCUAACUUGAGUUGUCAAAGGAUAAGUGAAGUAUUGAGUUCGCCCUUUGAAUUGAAAGGUAUAAUAAUGAAAGGAGUUUCUAAAUCGGAUAUUAAAACUCCUCUCAUCGAAACAAUUUUAAUGUUUGCUAAUAUUAUGAAAGUACCAUGUGAGCACUCUGAUAUUGAAACAGUGUUUAUUUUUGAUCGGAAGUUUUUUCUAAGGACUCAAAAUUAUAACAAAGUCAACAUAGUUGUAAAAUUUAAAACACAUAAAAUGAAGGAUAUGUUUCUUAGCAAUAAGAAAAUUCUGUCUCCUCGAGGAAUAAUAUUUAAUGAAUUUGUAGACCAAGAUACCAAUGCAUUAUUUGAAUAUGCCAAAUCUCUGCUAUCCGCUAACUAUAAACACAUAUUUUGCAGACAUAACAGUAUUUUUGCGCAGAAAGAUGAUGGUGAUAUUUCACACCAUAUCAGUAAUAAAAACGACGUUGAUAUGCUAAUGUCAUUAUAACAAAAUAUGUAUGUAUGUUUUUUUUUUUAAUAAACG